Messenger RNA from Paramormyrops kingsleyae, 2738 nucleotides. RefSeq lists its product as uncharacterized. The record is from RefSeq and is a predicted model, not a curated record. Lineage: Eukaryota; Metazoa; Chordata; Actinopteri; Osteoglossiformes; Mormyridae.
AAGCAGCUCACUAAAGAAGCCUACUCAGACGCCAUGGCAGCUUCUGUAGUGCUUCUGGCUGGUUUUUUCGUUGCACAAUGCCUCAGUCAGGACUUUCACGGUGGAUUAAUGACUUUCAUGCCUGCAAGAACAGACCAGGAUGGUACAGUUCUGAUGAGUUUCGUCUACAAAGAGUCAUACGGGGCCCAGUGUCAGCAUCAGUUCUCUUGGGUUUGUGAUAGUGGGGACUGUGGACAGAUUGUGUUUUCUGAAGUCGGAGAUGCCGACGAGGACACUUCUGACCUAGGACUGUGGUGUCAAUCUGAGGGAUACAUACUGAUGAACAGCUCGAGUGACAAGCCAUAUUCUCUACGGGAAAGUGGCUGCUGCUGGGCCUCUAAUGUCAAUGGUGCCAGCAACUGGACAUUAAUUACAUAUAUUGAUGGCGGAAAACGCUCCGACACCCAAUACAUGAACAGGCCACCUGUCAUAACUAUUACACCAACCAUCAGAAUUCCUCAGAACUGCAAUUCAACUUUGCAAUUUCUGACCUAUGAUCCGGAUGGAGACAAUGUGGCCUGCAGGUAUCCAUACUGUGAGUCUUGUAAUCAACGUCCAGACUUCUUUCUCGAUGAGCAAAACUGUGAUUUGUACAUCAAUGGUUCUUCAAGCCUGGGUAUGCAUGUAUUCGAUAUGGUGGUGGAGGACUAUCCAACUGAAAUCAUCACACUGUCCUACAAUGAUGGUGAAACUUCUGUGAGAAAUCCUGGGUCAAUGCCACUGAGUCAGCUGCCUUUACAGUUCUCCAUUCAGAUUGACCAGCCACUGGAAAGCUGUAUUCCCGGAGAUGUGAUUCCACAGUUCCUGUCUCCUACUCCAGCUAAGGGAGAUGUGCUAUAUACAGUGGUUGGGAGUCCCAUUCAGUUUACUGUCAGAGCACAGGCAGCCAGCUCUGUGAUAUAUGAUUUCCAGAUCUCUGGUCCUCUGAACAUGACAAAAACAUUCCACAGCUAUAGUUACGGAAUUGCCGAGAUGGAAGUAAACUGGGAGGCCCAAGAUCCAGAUUUGCACAAAUAUGUUCCAUUUUGUUUCACAGCAGAAACAAAUAUCAGUCAGUCUGAGAUGAGGUGCAUUGUUGUGAUUGUUAUAAAAUCAACUUUGCAGAAAGGAGAAGCAGAAGUGUCUUGCUUACAGAACACCAUAAGCAUUACUUUGAAAAAGUCCGCAAUGAAGGAUCUGGAAAUUACUAAUUUGCGUCUGAAGGACUCCUCCUGCUCACUCACUUCAAAUGAAUCCUACAUUAUGGCAACAGUGUCUAUGAAUUCCUGCGGCACAGAACUUGAGGACACUGGUGACUACAUUGUCUUUAAAAAUGAACUAUAUUCAGUUGAAGAUCCUGAUGCAGUCAUAACAAGGAAGGGGUUUGUGAGGAUUCCCUUCUCAUGCAGCUACCCUAAAGUAGCCCAGGUUAUGGCCAGCUUUAAGACUUACAAGUCAGACUUUGUGUUUACAGAGUCUGCUUUCGGCAGUUUCAGCUACAGCUUUGAUUUCUACACUGACAAUACUUUCACAACAAAAAAUGCAACCAGCACAUACCCUUUGGAAGUACAACUGAUGGACAUGGUGUUUUUGGGCAUCAAUGCCUACUCCGACCUCCCACGGGUCCAGCUCUUUGUGGAGUCCUGCAAGGCCACUCCGGAUGACAACUGCGACAACCCUUUGUAUUAUGACAUCAUCAAAAAUGGGUGCAUUGAAGAUCAGACAGUUGUUGUUUACAAAAGUAAUGACACCCAGUUCAACUUUGAAAUCGAAGCUUUUAAGUUCAAUGGAGACUAUAAUGAGGUAUACAUCAGCUGUUUUGUGAUCCUGUGUGAGACUGACAGUCCCAAUUCAAGGUGCAGUCAAGGCUGUAUGCAAAAACCUGUACUGCGUCGCCGGCGACAAGCAUCGGUGGAAACAGAAAGGCACUACAUUUCCCAGGGGCCAUUGCGUUUUAAGCCAGCUUCACGAAGCUCAGAUCCUUCAGAUCAUGGCUCAAAGAGUGUUAGUAUCACAACUAAAUACACCAUAGGUUUUGUGGGAUUAUUCCUUAUCACCAUACUAGUGCUGGCUGUAGUGAUGGUCUGCAAAGCUAAGACAAGGAAACACAAAGCAAUCAGCCAGAAUGCUCUCCUAUCCAACACUGGUUCGGAAGGAUAAAAUUUAAUAUCAUUUGAUAUGUAAGUAACACUUUACUUAAGGGGGCACAAAUAAUGUAGUAUUAUCCUAUUACUUAUGUGCAUAUUAUUUAACCACAAAUUUAGCCUUAGUUACAUAUCGAUCUCAUGUUUGUUCAUCAUUAAUGAGAUGUGAUAUAUCUCAAGCGAUUAUUAUGUUACUAUACUUAAUUCUGUAAACCUUUGUGAGCUAAUGAAGGAACUAUUGAAGGAGCAAACAAUGAAUAACACGUGAAAUACUGAUCUCACAUUCGUUAAUCAUUAAUGAAUCAUGAUGCAUCUUUUAUCUCAAGUACCAACUGUAUUUGAUCACAAUUUGUACUUCAGUAGAAACUGAGCUACUGCUAAGUAUUUAUGCCCCGUCAAGUAAAGUAAGAUGGACAUUAAUAUUUAAUAGAAUAUUGUCUGCUCAUAUAAUUAUUUAAAUUGAUCUAUUUAGGCAUAUUGUUCUACUUAAUGACAAGUGGAGUGGAAUGAAAAAUAAUCAGUAAAUAAACCAUCUGCUUUGAUUACAGAAUUUUCUGUACACUUUGUCUUCUCAUG